AUUACAGUCGACUCCCCGAGUCGCGGCAUUUGAGAGUCCAGUACAGUCUCGGCAGUCGCCCGUCAUUCGUCGAGCGUAGCGUACGUCUGUCACGUCUCCGCGCGAAACUUACCAGCCAUGUGGUGAAGUGAAACUGUCAAACGUGAUACACUUUCGCAUACCGGUGUUAUUCGGUUUGAGUGGACUAUUGUACUUUAUAAUUUAAAUUGACUUGUGGUGGUUUGUGAUAACGAAGUGGUGCAACAAUUUUGGAAAAUUGGAUUAUACGAACGUAUAAUGGCCUUAGCCAGGUAUAAUCAGCAAACCGCGCGCUCCUCUUCGUUGAAGCUCGGGUCAGGCAGCGAGUGCGGCGGUGGAGGCGCGGGCGGCGGCGCGGCCGCUCCGCAAUCGGCGCGCGUCUCCUCGAACGGCGCCGGCGGGAUGGCGGUGAGCCGCGUGCCCAGCCCGCUGCACGACGGCAACACGCCCGUCGCGGAAAACUGGUGCUUCACACAGGUCAAAGUGGUUAAGUUCAGUUACAUGUGGACAAUAAACAAUUUUAGUUUCUGUAGAGAAGAAAUGGGUGAAGUGUUAAAAUCAUCGACUUUUUCAGCAGGUGCUAGUGACAAGUUAAAGUGGUGUCUUCGUGUUAACCCUAAAGGACUCGAUGAAGAGAGCAAAGACUAUUUAUCUUUAUACUUAUUAUUAGUGUCGUGUAAUAAAUCAGAAGUGCGUGCAAAGUUUAAGUUCUCAAUAUUAAAUGCAAAACGGGAAGAAACGAAGGCGAUGGAGUCACAGCGUGCUUACAGAUUUGUUCAAGGAAAAGAUUGGGGGUUCAAAAAAUUUAUCAGAAGAGACUUCCUAUUAGACGAAGCGAACGGGCUGCUGCCAGAAGAUAAGCUGACGAUAUUCUGCGAAGUGUCGGUAGUGGCGGACAGUAUCAACAUUAGCGGGCAGAGCAACGUGGUCCAGUUCAAAGUACCAGAAUGUCGACUUUCCGACGACUUAGGGGCUCUCUUCGACAAUGAAAGGUUCUCUGACGUCACAUUGGCAGUUGGCGGCAGGGAAUUCCAAGCACACAAAGCUAUUUUAGCAGCGAGAAGUCCAGUAUUCGCAGCGAUGUUUGAACACGAGAUGGAAGAACGGAAACGGAAUCGAGUUGACAUCACAGACGUAGACCAUGAGGUGUUACGAGAAAUGUUACGCUUUAUAUACACCGGCCGCGCGCCCAACCUAGACAAGAUGGCUGACGACCUCUUAGCCGCCGCUGAUAAGUACGCACUAGAGCGAUUAAAAGUGAUGUGUGAAGAAGCGUUAUGCCUAAGUCUAUCGGUUGAGACGGCCGCAGACACACUAAUACUAGCCGACCUGCAUUCUGCUGACCAGCUCAAGGCGCAAACCAUCGACUUUAUUAACACGAGUCACGCGACAGACGUGAUGGAUACAGCUGGUUGGAAGAACAUGAUCUCGUCUCACCCGCACCUGAUCGCGGAGGCCUUCCGCGCACUGGCCACGCAGCAACAACAGAUCCCUCCCAUCGGGCCGCCGCGCAAGCGUGUGAAGCAGGCCUAGUGCGGCACCGCGCCCCGGUCCGCGCCCCGGCCCGCGCCCGCGCCCCUGCGGCCGCGCCCCCGCCCCCGCUAUACCAAAGACACGCCACCCGGCCCGCGCGCCGCGCCCCCGAUGGCCCACGUGUGCGUAUCAUUACACCGGAUCCCACGAUCCGGACCUUCGUUUUACUAUGAUUGAUCUCAAGACGAUAUUCGAUCCUAAUGUUUUUUUGUCUCUUGCGGUUAAUUAGUGUACCGCUUUUAAUAAUUACUUUUAAUGUGUAUGUUACGGAGAAAUGCUGGACGCUUUUUGCGCGUUGAUGUAGUUUUGGAUGUAGGCUUCGGGUUAAUAUUUUAUGUAUGUCGUUUUUGUGAACAUUCUCUUGCAGCUAUGUAUGUAAAUUAUUACUAUGUAUUAAAUAUGGAACUCGUGUCUAAAACAACUAUCCAUGUCAUAUAAAUUUAUAUCAUUAUAUUAUUAUUAUGAUUGUAACUUUCAUUGGCUAACAAAUUGACAUAAUCGGUUAUGAAUUAAUAGUAAUGUACAGAAAAUGUAAUAAUUGGAAUAAUCGAAUGUAAUGAUUAUUAUGCCACAAUGCAAAUAUAAUUGAAUUGGUAAAUCUUGGUGUUUCGUGUUCCCAUAGAAAUUACGAGAACAUUAAUGUUAGACAAUGUAUAAUGUAGGCCUUUUGAAAAUAUUUUGAAGUAGAGUGGUAAUUGAAUGCAAUAAAGUUAUGUAUGUACCACAGGUUUGUACAAAACUGUCGUAUGCAAUGAAAUGAGACCGGAUCCCGGCUUGACACUGAGACCUGCCGCUGAGACAGUUUGUGCAAAGCUCUGGUACCUCGUAGACGCAGUAGGGGACUCGAGUGAUUGUAUAAGUCUAUUGAAAUUGUUGGUAUUGUAUAUAGAUGAGCUACGAUCCCACCAUAAAAUAUUUCUAAGUACUAACCCUUAAGUGGUAUCACUGAUGACACCAUUAAUUUUUUAUUAUAACUGUAGGAUGUUAUUCCAAUGACAUAUUGUGAUUUUUCUAUCAUAUUUCCAUAGGUUUAAUAAAUAAAUACACGAACGCUUUUUGUUUGGUUUCAUAUGUAGAUGAUCACUGGAAUAAUUUAAAUUUUAAUGUAUUAUUAUUGUUGUUGGUUUCGCUUCAUCAAUUGUACAUUACUUCAUGUCAUGUGUGAUGUCCAACUCGGCGUCUUGACUCGCCCCUCAUUUUGCUCACUUCAUUAACUUUUAAAAUUAAUAUGAUUCUAAAUUACAAAUUGAUAAAUGUUAUUUAUUAGUAUUAUUAUCAUUUUUUUCAUUUUCUAUGUCAACUUGACGAAUUUUGUAAUUAUUAUUAUUAUUCUUUUAACUUGUAAAAUGAUGGACCUACCCACUAAGUACCUAUUGUAAUAUUUACUCAAUAGAAGUAUAUAAUAUACCGCGGCCAAUAAAUAAUAAUAUUUAAUACCAUUUUAUACCCACUUCCCAUUUUACUACAGCUGACAGCUGUUCCAUGUAAUUGAAUAUUACAAAAUGUCAAAAAUAACUGUGAUUUCGAAAUUGUCAGUAAGUUGAGCAAAUAAAUGAAAUGAUGAUGA
Spodoptera litura is the source of this 3118-nucleotide messenger RNA. It is a transcript of the gene rdx, whose product is annotated as BTB/POZ and MATH domain-containing protein rdx. The record is from RefSeq and is a predicted model, not a curated record. Gene Ontology annotation, molecular function: protein binding. NCBI's taxonomy places the organism in Eukaryota, Metazoa, Arthropoda, Insecta, Lepidoptera, Noctuidae.